AUGCUGUGUAUCCCAUCCCUGCCCUGCCUGGCACCUCCCCUCUCAUCCUGGACUCAGUCUGACCUCACCUCAGCGCCAGGGAAGCGGCUGAAGGUCAAGUGUCUUUUGUUUCGCACAAUAAACCAAGACUCAUCCAUCACUCCUGCUUCAGGGCGGAUAGUGAGGGAGGUGCAGCAUCCUGCUGUGGAGGAGACUGUAAUCAGAGUGUCUGCCUCCCUCAUCAUCAUCACUGUCUCUGCCUCCCUCAUCAUCACUGUCUCUGCCUCCCUCAUCAUCAUCACUGUCUCUGCCUCCCUCAUCAUCACUGUCUCUGCCUCCCUCAUCAUCAUCACUGUCUCUGCCUCCCUCAUCAUCAUCACUGUCUCUGCCUCCCUCAUCAUCACUGUCCCACAAGCCUCUGCAAAAAAAGACCUUCUGGACCUGGGAACCUUCUGGACCUGA
Messenger RNA from Knipowitschia caucasica, 441 nucleotides. The record is from the annotation of a GenBank genome assembly. NCBI's taxonomy places the organism in Eukaryota, Metazoa, Chordata, Actinopteri, Gobiiformes, Gobiidae.